AUGAGUGGAGAGAACCCGUUGACUGCUGCGGACCUUGAUAUCGUAGGCGCGUUAGCUCCUACGCUCACUCCUCCAAUGACUAAGCUUUUCCGGCAGCUCUGCGACAGAGCAGAGAGUCACAUCCUGAAGGCAAAAUGGCAGCAGAAGUACUACGCAGAGACAAAGCGCCGAGCAGUGGAGUAUGUGGUGGGAGACAAGCUAGUUCCCCACCGCCCCCGCCCUUGCGCUUUGGUUCCCUCGGCAGCCGACGCCGCCUGGCCUCCUAUCCACGAUGCAGCAGGCAAUCCCACAGAGGAAUACAAAGUCGACUAUAUUAUGGACCAACGCAGCUCGGGAGAAGCAGCCCAGUACCUCAUGAAGUGGCGCAGGACCCCUGAAGAUCAAGCCACAUGGAAGCCAGCUCACCACCUUACAGGCUGCCCGGCUUUGCUUCGCGUUUGGCGCCGCCGCCAACGAAGACGUCUUCGGGCUCGAAACAACAUUGGUCCUUCCGAGGCGUAG
Eimeria necatrix is the source of this 501-nucleotide messenger RNA. RefSeq lists its product as hypothetical. NCBI's taxonomy places the organism in Eukaryota, Apicomplexa, Conoidasida, Eucoccidiorida, Eimeriidae. The coding region runs from base 1 to 501 and encodes 166 amino acids. The record is from RefSeq and is a predicted model, not a curated record. The transcript has 2 exons.